ACGUCGGAAACUGCAAAGUAGCAAUGUUGCUUUGUCGAAACGCAUAAUUUUGUGAUUCGUAGCUUUCUUUCUAAUUACUCAAAUGAACGUCUUCGGUAAAUUAAAAACUAGAUAACUCAGCCGCCUUCUUCUGAGUACGCAAAAAAAGCUUACUGCUUAGUGCUUACACUUGUGCCGUUUUAUAUAUAGGUACAUUAAAUAAAAAUGUAUAUAUAGGUACUAUAUGUGUAUAUACCAUUACUCAGGCUAUUGGCCUCUCCGCUGCCACUGCCACGUACCGGAUGACGCUACACGGAAAGCCUAUACUCCUCUUCCCCCUCUUUUCUUUUUUUCACUCGACUGUUGAUUCUCUGGCGUGGAUCAUAGAACAUAAGUUAAACCAAAACAUUUUUUAUCCAAUACAGUGGAUAGGCAAGCUAGUGGUCAGCAGCAACAACAGCAGCAAUCUGGAGGAGGUGGAAGUAACGCUGGAAACAAUAGCGGAGGUAAUUCGGCUCGGCUCCGGCUGAAUCAGGUGCGAGCCACGAGGGAUGAGAAGAAGGGGACAAGCGCCCCAGGGACAAACAUUGCUGGCACUGCCACUACAGCCGCUGGUCAAGCCAGCAGCAGUAGUUGCAGCAACGCAUCGUCGCGCCAAGCUGCAGCAAUUUCUACUGCUGCCGCUUCUGGGUCCACGUCUCUGAACUACAAUCAAACUGCAAUGGAUUCGUCCGUGGGAAAAUCGACAGGCAGUGGUGGUAACACAAGCGGAAGUGGAGUAUCAGGUAGUGCGUCGUCGGGCAACAGCGGUUCCGGUAAUGGUCCAGCCAGCAGCAGUGGCAACGUACCUAACUCGUCCUCGUCAUCAUCUUCGUCAGCCGACGGUGGCGAUAUUUACGAGUUUAAAAGUUCUAAGGAAGCCACACCGGUCCGAGGCUCGAGUUCCUCGCCCAAUCUCAAUCCCGACAAAGAUGGCAAAGAUUCCAACUCCUCUCUUGCCUUGUCAACGAGCAAUACUCAGAAUCUUAGCAGUGCAGCCCCAGAGCCUAAUGCCACCAGUCAGGGUUCUGCUGUAGUUGGUUCUAGUACGGGCGUAUCAUCGUCCGUAUCUUCCACGAAUGCCGGUGCUAUUACUGGCUCGUCCUGUUCGUCGACUGGCGGUACGAGUGGUACUUUGGCGGAAGCUAUGUCUACGUCGACAACGGACGAUCAACCACAAUCUUCAAGUGCCUCUGGUACCGUGUCAGGUGCCUCCUCCACGUCGGUUAAAAGGUCUUUUGACAGCGAAAGCGGUCCGGGAGAUGAGCAAGACGAAGAAGGUCGUAAGAGAAAGAAAAAAGAAACGGAAACAGGAAAAGAUGUUGGAGCCAAGGGUCCGGCUAGCAGACAAGCGACACCUAGGAACAAUCCCAGUGCCAGUGAUAAGAUAAAGCAAACUUGUAGCAGACAAGUAGGUGGAAUCGUUAAUACAAAGGGUAAUCAAGGUAACAACUCUAGUAGCAGUGAUCGCAAAAGUCCAUCCAUGAGUGCAAACAGCCCCAAACCUUCAAACUCCUCGAUUUCUAAUACCAAUAAUCUGAAAGGCAAUACUCCUUCUGCUACCGAGUCUGAUGGAGAAGAUGAGCGUUCGAAAAAUUCUGAUUCUAAUUCUGCACCUAAAGUGCCACCGUUAAAAAUUGUGAUACCUCAGAGCACAGUGUCGGAGCAAGAACAAGGCAAUCGAAAUGGCAAAAAUAACUCGAAUCGAGGCCACCAGUUACCGUACGUUGUGGCGAGCUCCAACAGCAAUGAUUCCACUGAUAAGGAGCAAGGUAUGUCGGUAGUCACUAGUGGCACUACCAGUCCAAUAGACAAUGGUGGAGCAUCUUCUAAGACUGACGAAAAGAAAGAAAUGGGUGGGGCUCUAGAUGGUAGUAAUAAUGGUCCAUGGCACAGUCAUCAACGAGUCUUAAGAAGUUCGCAUCGUUCGGGAAAUGGUGCCAAUGGUUCUUCUGGUAGCAAUUCCGGUAACAUGUCAGGAAACGGAAAUUUUUCAAACAACUCGCCAUUGCCUGCUAACCCUGCUGAUAGAUCGAACAAUUCGUCUCCGCAACAGAGAUAUCAUUCCCCAACGCCUGAAUCAGUUGUCUCCGAGGCUGUUAAAACGGCAUCGGCAGAUUCAUCAAUACAAAAUAGUCCGGCACCCAAGUCGAGUAGUGUUAUAGAUAAAGGAGAUGUUAAGGUAGAAGUUAAGAAAGAACUUGUCGAUUCGUCAGAAGUUAACAUUAAAAAAGAGCCUGGCAGCGAAUCAUCAAACACAUCCUCGCAGCAGUCGGUAGAGCUUCAUCCACGGAAAAGAAAGAUGAAGCCUAACAAGGAAAAUCAGCAGUCAACCUCGUCAUCCACAGGGACAAAUGAAACGACAGAAACGACCAAUACUGUACCCGAAAUUCAUCCUCACGAUCAACCCAUAACAAAUUGUUAUCAAUUGUUUUUGAAUAUAAGAAAACAGAUUGAUAAAAAAAGAAAAGGACUGUUUCCUGUUCAGCCAAAGCCGCCUCAAGGAUUUAAGGAUUACUUGAUGAAUCGAUGCACAUAUGUGCUUGCAGGAAAUGCAAACAAAGAACCAACCAUCAAUUUUCCUGUCAAUUUACCCGCUCAGAUGAAAGAUCUUUAUGUACAACAGGAACAAGUUCGUCAUCGAUUACGGAUGCAACACGUUGUAGAAAAAGAAAAAUUAGUUUUAUCAGUGGAGCAGGAAAUUCUUAGGGUCCAUGGUAAAGCAGCUCGAGCUCUUGCUAAUCAAUCACUUCCGUUUUCAGCUUGUACAUUUCUCAAAGACGAAGAAGUCUAUAAUGUUAUAACUCCAGAACAAGAGGAAAAAGACCGAAAUGCGAGAAGUAGAUAUAAUGGUCGUCUUUUUUUAAGCUGGUUGCAAGAUGUUGACGAUAAAUGGGAAAAAAUCAAGGAAGGAAUGUUGCUGAGACACCAUAAUGAGGCAGAAUCUUUACAUGCUGUUCAGCGGAUGGACUGGGAAUGGAAGUUAAAGGAAGUUCAGCUUUGCGAAUUUAAAGCAACACCUCAAAUAGAAGAUUCCCAUGUACCCAUGGUUCAUGUUUCCGACGACUUUGACCUAUUACCUGCUUAAUUUUUGACUAAUAUUAUAUCUACUUCGUCUAACGCUUUGAAGAUAUUAUCUGUGAUCUCACGUGUAUGACAUGUACGUAUUUGUAUAUGAAGCGUGUAUACAUAGUAAUUUUAAGGCACAACACUGCAUUUUAUCAAAUUCUUUAAAGUGACUGAAAAUUCUAAUGAUUAUGUACAUAUUGAUUUUAUUGUAACAUACUUAUCAAGUUAUUCGAUUGUUUUAUAAACUUUUCCUUCUUGGACAAACUUUAAA
Molecule: messenger RNA, 3358 nt
Organism: Copidosoma floridanum
Lineage: Eukaryota; Metazoa; Arthropoda; Insecta; Hymenoptera; Encyrtidae
Cellular component (GO): nucleoplasm
Source: RefSeq, a predicted model, not a curated record